This is a messenger RNA of Eruca vesicaria subsp. sativa (arugula), 564 nucleotides long. The record is from the annotation of a GenBank genome assembly. NCBI's taxonomy places the organism in Eukaryota, Viridiplantae, Streptophyta, Magnoliopsida, Brassicales, Brassicaceae.
AUGGAAGGGAACUAUCACCCUUACAGAGGAAAGGGUUUGAGAGGCUACAAUGAUGGUGAAAUACGGACAGGAAAUUACUCAAGGGGAGACACACAAGCUGUGGGUGGAGGAAAUCGAGUUCUGGAAAACCCAGAGAAAUUAAUGCUUGAUGCAUUUAAAGGUGACAAUGGAGUGUUUGCAGUGGAAAGGCCAGUUGCGGUGACUGGAAAUUGUGAGGGAUAUUCUUCUAAGGCUUGUAGAGCAUUGAUCUUUGAGGAGCAGGAACCAGGACAGUCAAUGGAGGCCAAUCCACAGGACAGUGUAGUGGUUAAGGAUUGUGAAGAGGAGAAGAUUGCGACGGAGCUCAUGAGAUCGUCUGCAGAUGAUGCAAAUUUGAUGGGGGAGGGUUUUUUACUCUCUGAUUCGGAUCUUUUGUUGGAGGAUGGUGAAUUAGAGGAGUGGGAUCAAGGAGAGGAUAAAGAGUUUAUGGAAGACGGAGGUGUGGAUGUUAAUCAAAACGUCUUGGAGGUGAGUAUGACUGGUACUCAUGUUCACAUGAAUGUCACUGGGGGGAAGAGGCAUUAG